UUCCCAGGUUGCCCCGCGCUGCUGUCAUGGUUCCUUCCCUUUGGCCGAAUCUGCACAUGGUGCUCUAGAUCUGUGGAUGUCUUUAGGGUAACUGUAGCCACUAGACUUCGGCGACUUUAGACUCGUCUCUUUUCACUUUUUGUUCACGUUUGAGUGACCAUUGUAGGAACUUACUUUGUGUGCCACCAUGUGCGGGGUGAUGUGGACCCCGGAGGUGGCAGUUCUGAGGGGCUUCUCUACUGAGACUGAGCGGCAGCAGUGGAAGCAGGAGGAAGCGUCUGACUCAGAGAGUGGAUCACUCUUACAGUUGCUGUUAGAAGGGCGCUAUGAGGCUGUGUUCUUCCAUUCAGUGACUCAAAAUAUUUUAAAAUUUUCAACAAUGUCUGAAGAAAAGAUUGACAGCUACCUGGAAAAGCAGAUAGUAACAUUCCUGGAUUGCUCUGCAGAUUUGGACAAAACAGAAAGACAGCGGCUGAUAUUCGUGCUUGGUGUGAGCAGUUUGCAGCUUUUUGUUCAGAGUAACUGGACUGGGCCUAUUGUGGACUUGCAUCCUCGGGAUUUUUUGCCAUCUGCUCUGUUCCAGCAAUUUAGUGAGGUCAAAGAACUGGAUAUGGUUGUUCUGAGCCUGCUCACUCUAGAUGGUGAAUCAGUGUAUGGUCUGACUACAAAACCUAUCCUGCUACUGAUUGCACACAUUAUCCUGGUGAAUAUAAGACAUAAACUGACAGCUGUUCAGAGCUUGCCAUGGUGGACUUUGAGAUGUGCGAAUAUUCACCAGCAGUUGCUUGAGGAGCGCUCACCUCAGCUUUUUGCUCUUGUUGAAAACUGCAUUGAUCAAGUGUUGAAACUAGAGCAUCUGUUUGCAGGUGAUUCGGGUCGAUAUUUCGCAAUUCAAUUCCAUCUGGAAUGUGCAUAUAUAUUUUUAUAUUAUUAUGAAUAUAGAAAAGCAAAAGAGCAGUUUAGUAUUGCUCAAGACAUUGGCAAAUUGCAUAUUGAUUUGACAGGUGCAUUAGGAAAAAGAACACGAUUCCAGGAAAAUUAUGUAGCACAACUGAUUGUAGAUGUAAGAAGGGAAGAGGAUGGCCUUUCACACUCUGAAUUCAGUCCAGCACCCACUCCUCAGGAACAUUUAACCAAGAAUCUUGAGCUCAAUGAUGAUACUGUUCUGAAUGAGAUAAAGUUAGCGGACUGUGAACAAUUUCAGAUGCCCGACCUAUGUGCCGAAGAGCUUGCUGUUAUUCUUGGAGUCUGCACAAAUUUUCAGAAGAAUAAUCCAGUGCAUAAGUUAACUGAAGAGGAGCUGCUGGCAUUUACAUCAUGUUUGCUUUCACAACCAAAGUUCUGGGCCAUUCAGACUUCGGCCUUGAUCCUCCGGACAAAACUUGAGCGAGGAAGCACACGCCGAGUGGAACGGGCCAUGAGGCAGACACAGGCUCUUGCGGACCAGUUUGAGGAUAAAACUACAUCUGUGCUGGAACGUCUGAAGAUUUUCUACUGCUGUCAAGUACCACCUCACUGGGCCAUCCAGCGCCAACUUGCAAGUUUGCUGUUUGAGUUGGGGUGUGCAAAUUCAGCCCUUCAGAUAUUUGAGAAGCUGGAAAUGUGGGAAGAUGUGGUCAUUUGUUACGAAAGGGCUGGGCGGCACGGGAAGGCAGAAGAAAUCCUUAGGCAAGAGCUGGAGAAAAAAGAAACACCAAGUUUGUACUGCUUGCUGGGAGAUGUCCUUGGAGAUCACUCCUGCUAUGACAAGGCCUGGGAGCUGUCCCAGCACCGCAGUGCUCGGGCCCAGCGCUCCAAAGCCCUUCUUCAUCUUCGCAACAAGGAGUUUCAAGACUGUGUGGAGUGCUUUGAACGCUCGGUGAAGAUUAACCCUAUGCAGCUCGGAGUGUGGUUUUCUCUAGGCUGUGCCUAUUUGGCCUUGGAAGAUUAUGGAGGCUCAGCAAAGGCAUUUCAGCGCUGUGUGACCCUAGAACCUGAUAAUGCUGAAGCGUGGAACAAUUUAUCAACUUCCUAUAUCCGAUUGAAACAAAAAGUAAAAGCUUUUAGAACUUUACAAGAAGCUCUCAAGUGUAACUAUGAACACUGGCAAAUCUGGGAAAACUACAUUCUCACCAGCACUGAUGUUGGGGAAUUUUCAGAAGCAAUUAAAGCAUAUCACCGACUCUUGGACUUAAGAGACAAGUACAAAGAUGUUCAGGUCCUUACAAUUCUGGUCAGGGCAGUGACUGAGGAGAUGCCUGAUCGAAGUGGAGAUGUUGCCACGAGCCUCAAAGGAAAGCUACAGGAGUUAUUUGGCAGAGUAACUUCGAGAGUAACCAACGAUGGUGAAAUCUGGAGGCUGUAUGCCCAAGUGUGUGGGAAUGGGCAGAGUGAGAGGCCGGAUGAGAACAAGAAGGCGUUCCAGUAUCUCUCAAAGGCAUACAAGUGUGACACCCAGUCCAGUUGUUGGGAGAAAGAUAUUGCAUCAUUUAAGGAGGUCGUUCAAAGAGCCUUAGGGCUUGCACAUGUGGCUAUGAAAUGCUGUGAAAACAAACCUAGUCCUCAAGAAGCUGUACAGAUGCUUUCUUCAGUUCGACUCAAUUUACGGGGCUUACUAUCUAAGGCAAAGCAACGUUUUACAGAUGUGACAAGUGGAGAAGUUUCCGGUGAGUUAGCAAAUGAAAUAGCAGCUAUGGAUGCCUUGGUAACAGAACUUCAAGACCUAAGCAACCAGUUUCGAAAUCAGUAUUGACCAUGCUGGGAACAGUUCUUGGAAAAGGUGCUUCUGCCUUUCUGGAAUUUUUCUUAUACCCGUGUAUUUGAAACACAAGAUACUGAUUUUUUAAAAUAAAUUUCAGUUUCAUGGCUUAAGUCCUUGUUUUUGUGAUAGUCCCAAAUGUUUGCAUUUUCUGAAGUACAUAAAUUAUUUAUUUGGGCCUAGAUAUGGUUAAAUUCAGUAUUUAUAUUGUCCUUGAGGUAUUUCAGCACAAAGAACAAAAUGUGAGUUUUCUUUUUAGUGUAGGGUUUAUUCUCUCUCUGCCUAACAUGAAUUGGAUCAUUCUUCGGAAAAACUUAGUCUAAGCAGAAAAAAAAAUUAUAUAUUCCAAGUUGGUGGAAUUAGAUUGGCUGCUUCAUCGUCCAAGAGUGAUAAAAGAAUGGAUUUCGAGACGGAAACAUUUACACUUCUUUAAAACUCUGUGUUUGUGUCAGAAAGAUAUAAACUUGGCUAAAUUGGAAGUAUGAGCAUGAUUUAACUUCUAAAUCAAGACAAUGCAAGAGAAAGUAUGACAUAACCCCAAUUACAACUCAACAGUUAGCCACUAGUGCAGGCUGUUACCUCCUCCUGCUGUGUACUGCCAGCCAGGAAGACGUUGUUUAAUAAGGUUAUUGUGGGUGAAUGCAGCUGUAAGUGGUGCCACAUUACAAAAAUGCCAAAGUAAAGUGCUUUCUUAGUAAUGUCUAUGGAAACAAAUAUUGAAAUAAAAGUCAUAGUGAAGAAUUCGGUUACUGGCUUGGACUGCUAAAUUUUGGGUCCCCUGCAUAAAUCACUUGACCCUUGUGUUUUUCCAUGUUCAUAUUUAAAGAUGUAAAUCAUUGUGACUCCUAGGUUCUUCGUGAGUUUCCAGUGCACUUGAAAACUUAGCAUUUUGUAAUCCAUAAAUAUAAAGCACUCCGGACAUUUAAAAUUCUUUAAU
Messenger RNA from Fukomys damarensis (Damara mole-rat), 3674 nucleotides. RefSeq names its product tetratricopeptide repeat domain 27 (gene Ttc27). Gene Ontology annotation, molecular function: protein binding. The record is from RefSeq and is a predicted model, not a curated record. The coding region runs from base 188 to 2731 and encodes 847 amino acids. Lineage: Eukaryota; Metazoa; Chordata; Mammalia; Rodentia; Bathyergidae. The transcript has 20 exons.